AUGGUGUUGAGAUCCUUCGAGGUGGUGGUGGUGUUGAGAUCCUUCGAGGUGGUGGAGGUGUUGAGAUCCUUCGAGGUGGUGGAGGUGUUGAGAUCCUUCGAGGUGGUGAUGGUGUUGAGAUCCUUCGAGGUGGUGGUGGUGUUGAGAUCCUUCGAGGUGGUGGAGAGGAAUCUGAAUCUUGACCCUACAUCUGAGCCAGAAGGCAGCAAAAUGGAGCUAGCUGGACCACCUCAGAAAUGUGUCAUAUGUGGAGAAGAGUUCCAAUUUUCACAAAUCAAAGCUCAUAGAGAUCCAGCAAUUGGAGAUGGCGUGACUCGUCACAUCUUUGCCACAAUCAUGUCCAAACUUCAGUUUGGUUUUGACAUUAGUUUUGCUCCAGGAGGGACUCUUCUUUUUGAGGGAGGUGGCUGCUGGAUAAACUACUUCUCCAUGCUGUCCUUGGAAGAACCUCCAAACAAGUCAAGCACUUACGACGAGGCCUGA
Molecule: messenger RNA, 483 nt
Organism: Knipowitschia caucasica
Lineage: Eukaryota; Metazoa; Chordata; Actinopteri; Gobiiformes; Gobiidae
Source: the annotation of a GenBank genome assembly